Molecule: messenger RNA, 2918 nt
Organism: Closterium sp. NIES-67
Lineage: Eukaryota; Viridiplantae; Streptophyta; Zygnematophyceae; Desmidiales; Closteriaceae
Source: the annotation of a GenBank genome assembly
CCCGUUCUAAUGUGCUCCCCUCACCCUGUCCCUUACAUGCGUAUCCCAGCAAGGCCACUUCUAGCGAAGCUGCUACUUUGUAAAGCCGAUGCUUGCGAAGCUGCUCGUAGCGUAACGUCUGACGCAAAACAGGCAGCCGGGACAGCCUGUGUGACAGAUUUGAUUUUAUAGGCGACUAAAAGAUCACCUGCGCGACAGUGGACGCGAACGGAGUAGCCAGUGGGGCGAGAAAAAAUUAUAGAGCGGUCUAUCUGUGAUUGUUGCGGCGUUUGUGACUGAAAUGAAGGGAACGGUGACUGUAGCGACGGACCCCAUUCACGAAGCCGCGACGAGCGGCGCGGAUCUGGAAGCGUCGGGCAACAGGACGGUGGUAUCCACCAGUGACGUUGUAGCGGGCCUUGUAACAGGUAGCGUGGGGGUGUCGACGAGCAUGGAGGUGGUAACUGGGGGAGGUGGGACUGGUGGUGAAGGUGCGGAAGGGGGAGGUGCGACGGCGGAAGGUGCGACUGGGGCAGGUGCUUCCCAGGAUGGUACCUCAAGUGCAGCGGCGACGAUAAUGAAUUAUGGUGCUGCCGAAUCGACCAUGUGCGAUGUGACUGUAGGCGAUGUGGUUGAGGGUGGAGCGGGAUCGGUGCAGAAAAUGGAGAUAGGUGACUAUAGCGAAGGCAAGGGAGCGUGUGAUGGUAGCGAAGUGACGGAAAUGAGUGCCGUUACCGUGUUGAACGGCGAGCGUGAGGCUACCGACGCAAAGGGAGUCAGUGGGGCUAACGCGGGGGUUAUUGGAAAGGAGGAAGAUGCUCGGGUGAAGGAGGAGGAGACGAAGGUUAGGGUGGAGGAGGAGGGGGGUAGGGUGAGGGAGGAAGAGGUGGUUAGGGUAGAAGAGAAAGCGGAGAUUAAGGGGAAAGAACCAGAGGAGGGUAGGGUAGUGAUGAAGGAGGAAGAGGAGGAGGAGAAGGAGAGUGAGGAAGAUGAGGAGGAGAGUAGUGAAGAGGAGUCAGAUGAAGAGGAGGAAGAGGAGGAAGAGGAGGACGAGGAGGAGGAGGACGAGGAAGAAGUAGAGGAGGAAGAAGAGGAAACAGAGGAAACAGAAGAAGAAGCGGAGGAGGAGGAGGAGGAGGAAUUGCGCAAGGAGAUGGUGAUAGAGGAAGAGGAGGAGGAGCUGGAGAGGCUUGAGGCGCACGUGGGGGAUAUGGGGGACCCGAAUCUCCCGCCCGUCACGAUUCCCGAUGUCAAGGUUGAAGACUCGGAUGAGCUGCUGCCUCUGGGCCAUGUGUCAGCUAUUGUCGAGACAUCAGUGGUGGUGCAAGCAGACCCCACAGCCAGAGCGCUAGAGGAAGGCUCUCUACUCUUCGUAACUGAGCACCGCUGCCUCUUGGGGGUGGUGGAUGAGAUCUUUGGCCCGGUGAAAGCGCCGCUGUACAGUGUGCGAUUCAAUAAGCGAGAGGAGGUGCCGGCGCUGGCGACUGUGGGUGUAGCGGUGAGCUUUAUAGAGAGGAUGGCUGGGUACGUAUUGGAUGAUGCUGCUUUGAGGGCUAAGGGGGGGAGAGGAGACAGGGGAAGAGGAGAUAGAGGGCGGGGAGAUAGGGGAUGGCACAACCAAGGAAGAGGGCGUGAUACUUACAACAGUGCAAAUGGCAGCAGCAGCAGGUAUGGUAACCAAACUGGUGGGUACAGUAACCAGACUGAGGGUUACAAUCGCAACGCGGCUGCUCCUCCUCCAGGCAACCAGCAGCAGUGGCAGCAGGGUGGCAGUGGCCCCGCUCCUAUGAUGGUCAACCCACCUCCUCCCAUUGCGUCCUCCCAUGUGCACCCUCCUCCUCCUCCCUUUGCCACUGCUCCUCCUCCCUACAUGGCCACGCCCCCUCCAUACCCCCUCAUGGCCGCCCCUGCUCCACCCUUUAUGCCUGGUCAUCCUCCCCCUCAAAACUUCCAGCCUGGGAUGACGAUGCAGCAGCCGAUGCAACGACCAGCACCUGCUUACCAGCAGCCCUUUCAUAUGGCUCAGGCCCCUCCCUUCCAGCAGCAGCAGCAGCAGCCGAUGCAGCCAUCACAGGGGACUGCAUACCACGGCGGCAUGCAGCAGCAGCCAGUGUUCCCACAUCAUCCCCCUCACAUGCAGUACCAGCAGCAGCAGCCAGUCCAGCAGCCACAGGCGUACCAGCAAGCACCCCCACUCCAGCAACCACAACCGGUGCCAUACCAGCAACAGCAGCAGCAGCAAUGGCAGCCACAGCAACCACAACAUCAGCAGUACCAGCAGCAGCAGCAAUACCAGCAACAGCAAACGGCAUGGACUGGUAGCAGCGGCCCAUCUCAGGGGCAACCCGGCCAGCAGCAGUGGCCCAUGCAACCCAUGCAAGUGACUCAACCCAUGCACCCAUCGCAGCCCACACAAGACGCACAACUGCGUCCCCCUGGGAUGGAAUGACUCUGAUUUUCAAACAGCGUGGACUGGCAGCAGCAGCAGCAGCAACAGCAGCAGCUCUUUUUUCCAUGCCGCUCUUCCCCAUGGAUGAGGAUUUGGGGGGGAAUACUGUAUGUGUGUGACCCUCAAAGUCUGGCAUGCAUUUUUAACUAGAGAUUUCGACUCAGGUCAAUCACCCUUGUCUGUAGGGCCCUGGAUAUCAGCGAAUUCCUUGGUAGGAAGCAGGAAGUCAGAAAGUCGUGUACGUGACCUUUGGGACAAGCAACUCUGCCUGCAUCUGCUUCACGUUUCCCAUGGACCACAGAUCUGAUCUGAUGGCUGCUCUGCUCACUCAUGGUCUUGGGAAGAGCAGCAAUGCAAAGUUAGGCGCUUGAGCAGAAAGAACAAGAGUAAUAAGUCCUAGGCAAGAGAUUGUCAAACAUAUUUGUAUAUGUUUAGUAGACUACAUAGGGUCAUGCCAUAGAGAGUACAACCCACUAGCUAUAUACCCCUG